Messenger RNA from Oncorhynchus masou masou (cherry salmon), 1201 nucleotides. RefSeq names its product neuferricin. The transcript is spliced from 4 exons. NCBI's taxonomy places the organism in Eukaryota, Metazoa, Chordata, Actinopteri, Salmoniformes, Salmonidae. Gene Ontology annotation, cellular component: membrane; endomembrane system. The record is from RefSeq and is a predicted model, not a curated record. Bases 150 to 917 code for a protein of 255 amino acids.
CAUUCGUAUAUCUGCACGGAUGUGAGCAUGUGCCGUGGAUGAAAUGCAUACCCGGAAAAACAAAACAACAGAAUCGGUGAAACAUUUAGUCAAUGACUGAACAUUGGUCAAAGAGUAACGGCAAAUAACAAGGAAUAGCCUUAGACAUAAUGUUAGGGUUUAUCAUUUCGUUUAUUUUUGUAUUAGUGGCAAUACUAUUACUGCGUCAGGACUGGGCCAACAUUACUGUCGAUGCACCUCAUUCGACAGUUCCACCUGCGCGUCUCAUAAUCAAAGAUGAGUUAUCACUGUACACCGGAGAGGCGGACAGCAAGGGCCUUUAUCUGGCCAUUUUAGGACAGGUGUUCGAUGUAGAAAAGGGGAUGAAGCAUUAUGGUCCUGGUGGUGGUUAUCGUUUCUUUGCAGGUAAAGACGCUUCUCUGUCCUUUGUCACUGGGGACUUCACAGAUACUGGUCUGACCGAUGACUUGUCUAGUCUGUCCCCUGCUCAGGUGGUGUCCCUGUACGACUGGCUGGCCUUCUAUCACAAGGACUACGAGCCUGUCGUCCCCUAUGCUACAGGCAGACUGGUGGGACGGUUCUACAGUGAGAGUGGAGAGCCCACCGAGGCCCUGCUACAGGUGGAGGCAGCCCUGGAGCAGGGGCGGAGACUCAAGGACCAAGCCCUGGCUGAGAAGCAACACCUCCCAGCCUGCAACUCGGAGUGGAACGCUGCCAGGAGGGGACGGGUCUGGUGCUCCACCAAGAGUGGUGGAGUGCAGAGAGACUGGGCCGGCGUACCUAGGAAGCUGUUCUCUCCUGGCUCGGGCCGCUCUCGCUGUGUGUGUGUCCAGAAUUCCUCCAUGCUGGAAAACCCAAACAUUCAGGAGUACGAGGACUGCCCCCCUCACGCGGACUCGUGUCCUGUCAGAGAAUAGGGGGCUCUGGGAAGGCUGAGCCUCUUGCAAAAAGACUAUAGAAUGGCUUAUAUACUGUUAUUUCAAACUCAGGGACUUCCCAAGGGGUCCUUAUCAGAAUUACUGGGUAUUUGAUUUAUGCCAGUUCGAAAAUAACCGAAGUUGAUUUGUUUGUUUAGUUCUUCAUGCAUGUACAUUUAAGUUCUGUGUAAUUAAUGUGCAGUAUGCCAACUAAUUGACACUAAUAACUAGGAAUGUUUACUACUAUAUCUGUACAUAGACAAAUUAAAUUAGUUUCAUACGUG